UGUGUGUGUGUGUGCGUGUGUGUGUGUGUGUGUGUGUGUGUGCGCCCCUCCUACCCUCACUCCUCUCUGCGAAAGCCAGAGUUUAUCACUCAGGAUCCGCUGCUGUCCGCCCGUGGAGAGAGACAGAGACGCACCGGGAGCCUCGACGCACAAACUCACCGUGAGGAAAAAAAAAAAUGACCGUGGAGCGAAUAUUCGACGAGCUUGGACAUUUUAAAAGGUUUCAGGCAUGUCUGUACUUUGCAGCUGUCUUCCAGGCCACAGCCUGUGGGAUCCACUACCUGGCCUCUGUUUUCUUAGUGGAGACGCCAAACUUUGUGUGCGGCGUGCCCAACAUUACAAAUGUCCUGUAUGGUAACCUGACAGGAUCCAGUCUGGAAGAAUUCCUGCCAUCCUUCAAUACAAAGAAUGGACCCAUGGUGGUGAGGACGACUGAUGGAGAACAGUGGGAGCUCAGCCGGUGCCGUGUCGCCUUACGCAUCAACCCGAUAGACUUUACAUACGACUUUGAUGGCAACAAGACAGUGAGAGCCUGUGAUAAGAACUUUGCUUACGACCGCAGUGAAAUUCAACAAAGCAUAGUGACGGACUGGGACUUGGUGUGUGAGAAAGAGUGGUUAGCCAAACUGUGCCAGCCCACCUUCAUGCUGGGGGUGCUGAUUGGAGCACUGCUGUUUGGAGACCUGGCUGACAGAGUUGGUCGUGUUAAGAUUCUGAUGUUCACCAGCCUCUGUCAGUUUGGACUUGGGGUGGCUGUAGCGUUCUCUGGAAACUACUAUUUCUUUGUGGUGCUCCGCUUCCUCCUUGCCAUGGUGUCCAGUGGCUACCUCGUAGUGGUGUUUGUUUAUGUCACAGAGUUCACCGGCAUCAAGGUACGCACAUGGACCUCUAUGCACGUGCACGCCGCCUUCGCUGUCGGCAUCAUGGUGGUGGCUCUGACCGGUUACCUGGUGCGUGUCUGGUGGAUCUACCAGAUCAUCCUCUCCACGUGUACCUCACCAUUCUUGUUCUUCUGCUGGAAGUUCCCCGAGACGCCCUUUUACUUGAUGGCCAAGGGCCGUCACAAGGAUGCUCAGAACCUGCUGGACAAAAUCGCCCAGUUUAAUGGCAUUGAUUACAGGCUGAAGGUGGAGGAGCUCCUGGAGCCAGAGGAUAAAGAGAAUGGCACAGCUCUCCUGGCAGAGGAAGCUGAGCAGCCAUCGCAGCCCGAAAAGAAGCUGUCCAUCCUGGAUCUGUUUGGUAGCUGGAGGAUGGCUGGCCGCACAUGCACAGUGUGGGCCAUCUGGUUCAUUGGCAGCCUGGGCUACUAUGUCUUCUCUUUAGGCUCGGUUAACCUGGGAGGAAACCAGUACAUUAACCUCUUCCUCGUUGGCGCGGUGGAGCUUCCCUCUUAUCUGGUUGGCUGUUUUGCAAUGGACCGAAUCGGCAGGAAGAAGACUUGUGCCCCAGCUCUGCUCCUGGCCGGGGUCGCUUGUAUGCUCAUCAUUGUGGUACCUCCUGACAUCGAGGUACUGGCCAUCGCUCUAAGUAUGACAGGGAAGUUUGCCAUCGCUAUUGCCUUUGGUCUCAUCUACCUGUACACCUGUGAGCUUUACCCAACCAUCAUCAGGUCUCUGGCAGUGGGUAGUGGCAGUAUGAUGUGUCGUGUUGGCAGUGUGGUGGCCCCCUUCUGUGUGUAUCUUGCUGAUGUCUGGGUUUAUCUACCUCAGCUAAUUGUGGGAAUCCUGGCAUUCAUUAUCGGAGUGCUGACGCUUAUGUUGCCUGAGACCCUGGGCAAACCUCUAACAACCACCUUGGAAGAGGCUGAAGCUUUGGGACGCGAGCCCAGCAAGAAAAACUCAGCCCUGGGCAAUAAAGAUGCUGAAGACGGGUUGGAGAUGAACCAAAAUUAAGCCAAACCCUGAGUUGUACACUGCUGGAAAACCAGAGAGACAGACGUACAAAGAGAAUCUUUGGAAAGAAAAGUUAAAUAAAGGAGAAGAGGCGACAUCUGCCAAAAACAAAAAUAGUAACAUCAUCAUUGAUAUAAUGGAUUGUUGAAAGAAGCUUUUUUCAGACUUUACACAAAUGUAACACAAUAUGGUGCAAAAACAGUUUGUGAAUUUAAUGAUCAAGAAAAGAAUGUGCUAUGUCUUCUCUCGUGUGUGUGUGUGUGUGUGUGUGUUUGCGUGUGUGUGUGUGUGUGUGUUUGUGUGUGUGUGUGUGUGUAUUGUGUGUUUCCAAGACCAAGGAAAUGUGAAGUAUAUUAAAGGAUCAUUUCAGUUUGUGAAAACUUUGGCCCAUUAUUUUUCUGAUAACUUUGUGCUCACCAAAGCAGUUACUGAGAUCUGGGAGCACUUGGACACAGUAGCCAGGCUUUAGUUGAUGGUGGAAGCCAAUGCACAAGUCACGGCAUGCACAGCAGGUCAAGUUCAACUGGAAAAUAUGACGGAUGGUUCUUCUUUCUUUCACACUUUCAGAUUAGCUCAGCUAAAUCUAGAAAAUCAUCUCAGAUCUUAGCAAUUAACUUUGAGAAUACAAUGCUGUAGGA
This is a messenger RNA of Larimichthys crocea (large yellow croaker), 2530 nucleotides long. RefSeq names its product solute carrier family 22 member 16 (gene slc22a16). Lineage: Eukaryota; Metazoa; Chordata; Actinopteri; Sciaenidae. The coding region runs from base 177 to 1892 and encodes 571 amino acids. The record is from RefSeq and is a predicted model, not a curated record. The transcript has 8 exons. Gene Ontology annotation, biological process: transmembrane transport. Gene Ontology annotation, cellular component: membrane. Gene Ontology annotation, molecular function: transmembrane transporter activity.